Orbicella faveolata is the source of this 719-nucleotide messenger RNA. RefSeq lists its product as uncharacterized. Lineage: Eukaryota; Metazoa; Cnidaria; Anthozoa; Scleractinia; Merulinidae. The record is from RefSeq and is a predicted model, not a curated record.
UAUAUAUUUACCUGUAUCCGUGAAGCACGAGUAUCUAUGUAUAAGGAGAGAACAUAUAAUGAAACUGUCAGCCAUACCCUCAAAUUAUACCAGCGAAAGAUAGACUAGUUAAGAACAGAAGGCUAUUUAAUAUGUUUUUGAGACCGACCCUCAAGCUUUCCGCCGCCAUUUUAUUUUACCGCUGUCUCAGAACGUGGGUACCACAGGCUCAGUUUUUCCACUGUCCAUUCCUUUGGUAUCACGGGCUCUCUAAUGACAAAGCAAAGAUGGCGGACGUGUCGGCAGAGAAUAUAAAAUUGUUAGUGUUUGAUCUUGCGGGUACUACUGUGGAUGACUCCGUCGAAGGAGUACCACUCGUUGCAGUUGCUAUGAAGGAGACGUUUGAAAAGCAUGGUUAUGACAUCGAUGCGGAAAUCGUCAAUAAAUAUCGCGGGAUGGAGAAGAGAGAAGCAAUUCAAUGUAUUUUGAACGAUUUGCACAAGCAAAGCAACACGACUCCAAACAACGAUGUCGAAGUUAUAUUCAAAGAUUUUAAAUAUUUCCUGAACAAGCAUUUAUCAUCGAUUAGAAACGAAAUUCCGGGGACGACCGACGUUUUUCGCAAGCUGAAAUCAGCUGGAAUGAAAAUUGCUGUUGGCAGUGGCUUCCCUCAUAGUGUUGUCGAAGCUAUCGUAUCCACCUUGAAUUGGACGGAGCUGGUNGUAAUCCGGAUUUUAUAA